ACUUUCCCAACCAGAUUUUUCAUCCAAAACCCAAAAAGGAAAUCAGUAAGCAAACAAACAAUAACAGAAAGAAGCCUAGAAGCCAAAGAAAAGCAAGAACCUGAAGGAGGUGACAAGAUGUGUUUGGUGUUCGUGUGCGAUGAGGAUCAGAGGGUGCUGUCCAGGCAACCAGCUCCAGGGGCUUGCCCCUUCUGCGGAGGCAUGAUCCAGGCCACCGACGUUGAAAGCCAAUGGAGGUUCUGCUUCCUCCCCCUUUACUGGAAAACCAAACGCAAGUUCUAUUGCACCAUGUGCACCAGACAACUCGUUAUACAGUAGAAACACUACUAUCUUACAGAAUUUUUUUUUUUUUUUUUUUUUUGUACUUUUUCUUCAUGAUCUGUGAAGUUUAGACAGGGGGUUGACCUAUUUUAUCUUUGUUUUGUGAUUUUAAUCAGUGAUUGUGUAAAGAAAACUAUGACUUUAAAGAAAUAGAGAUUCCAUAUACGUACCUUGAUUGUUC
Messenger RNA from Cucurbita maxima (winter squash), 502 nucleotides. RefSeq lists its product as uncharacterized. The transcript has a single exon. The record is from RefSeq and is a predicted model, not a curated record. NCBI's taxonomy places the organism in Eukaryota, Viridiplantae, Streptophyta, Magnoliopsida, Cucurbitales, Cucurbitaceae. Bases 118 to 318 code for a protein of 66 amino acids.